Molecule: messenger RNA, 2784 nt
Organism: Drosophila ficusphila
Lineage: Eukaryota; Metazoa; Arthropoda; Insecta; Diptera; Drosophilidae
Gene: Meics
Product: zinc finger protein 436
Exons: 3
Coding region: 1-1914 (637 amino acids)
Cellular component (GO): nucleus
Molecular function (GO): zinc ion binding
Source: RefSeq, a predicted model, not a curated record
AUGAGCGAUAUCAGUGAGUCCGGGACUAGUCACGAUUAUUUUUAUGCAAUGAGUCACAGCCGUGACGGCGAAAGCGGACAACCCUGCUUGAAUACGUUCACAUUGACUAUUUGGCAAGAAAGUGCCCAACAUUUCUUGGACUUUUUGAAAUUCCGGCCAUUUGCGGUUGGGAGAUCAUCUUGGAAAAUGGAAGGAUACGCGGACUCCAGGAUGGAGAAGAACUGUCGGGCUUGUUCCACCAACUCAACGAUACUGGUGGAUCUCUUCUCAUCGGAUAUCUCAGAUCCACCAAUUUGGGAAAUGCUGAAUUCCAUUCUGGACGAGAACUGUCGCGUGAAUCGUGAUGCACUGCCACAGAAAAUCUGCCCCGCCUGCCUGGUGGCCGCCCAAAACGCCUUUCACUUUAAGGUGAAGUGCGAGCAGAGUUUCGAAUACUUUUCCCACCUUCUCCUGGAAAAAUUGGCCACCAAUCAGCGUAAAUUGCGGUGCAGAAAGGCUGAGAAGAGCCCAUUAAUAGCUUUCGAGAUGGUCGGCUGCGAGGAUCCAUUAGAUCCAAUUAAUUCUGAAAGGGAGGAUAAUCGCUUGGACUUGAAAACGGAUAAUGUCGGGCCAACUGCAGAAUUAACAACUAAAGAGGUGGACUGUGAAGCGUUUGAAGAAGUCUUCGAACCAACGGCGAGUGACAAUAUUGAAAGAGAUGAACAUGAGUCUAACGUCGAGAUUUUAAAAGAUGCAUUGGAGGAAGAGGAUAAUGAUGAUAAUCAAAGCGAAAGUGAAGGCGAAUCAGAAUGGUCAACUGGGUGGACAGAAGACCAAGAUGAGGCCUGGAUGCCAUACGAUGUGCAGCUCAAAUCAGUUAACAAAGAUUCAAAUCAAUCUCUUCUAUGCACCGAAUGUGGAAUGACCUGCAAGACGCAUAAGUCGCUGGCAAAUCACGUUGCCAGGCACAGACAAAAGGAGGAUCCUCAAAAGCCGCAUCUGUGCGACUAUUGCGGUCGGGGAUUCCGAACUAGCGCCCAACUGACGGUCCAUACGCGCAGGCACACCGGAGAGCGACCCUUCCAAUGCCCGCUCUGUCCAAAGUCGUAUACCCACGGACCGACUCUAAAGUCGCAUAUGCUCACCCACGAGGAGGAGAAGGCUCACAAGUGUCCGCAGUGCGACAAGGCCUUUUACACGUUAUCCAACAUGAGGGCUCACCAGCAGUGGCAUAAGGGUGACCGGCCAUACAAGUGCCCCGAAUGUCCACAGGCUUUUAUUAAGAACUCGGGCCUUAAGUUGCACAGCCGUUUGCACAAGGAGGAGCGACCCUUCAAAUGUGAGCUGUGUGGCAAAGGUUUUGUCCAGAGCCAGCAUCUGGUCACCCACUUGCGGGUGCACAACGAGGAUCGCCAGUUUAAAUGCCCCGACUGCGACAAGUCGUUCUACGAAAAGUCUAACAUGAAAAAGCAUCAGCGCACUCACACGGGAGAGAAGCCUUUCAAGUGCGAGGAGUGCGGUCAUGCCUUCUCGCAUAAUCAUCACCUGAAGAGCCAUUUACGCAUCCACACUGGAGAAAAACCCUACAAGUGCGACCAGUGCGGCAAGUGUUUCUGCGCGAAUCAGUCUUUGGCAAAGCAUCUCCUUUGGCAUGUGGAGAACAACGAUCGUCCGUACAAGUGUGCGCAUUGCGCCAAAGCCUUUGAGACUGAAGUGAGUUUACGGGGUCAUCAGAAGACGCACAAGAAGCCGGAUGAGCCGAAGACACUGCUCCAUUGUCCACACUGUGAAGUAAAGUUUGCCUUGCAGAAAACCUUGGACAAGCACAUCAUUAGCCAUAAGAUUCGCCCCUACCCUUGUCCGCAUUGCCCAGAAGGUUUCUUCUCCCAGAAAAGCUUUAAAAAGCACCAACGUACCUGUAAAAGUAAUACUUAAUUUUCCACACAUAGAAAAAGGGCUAAGCUAUUUUUUUUACAAACUUAGAAUCUAAGGCAAUAUUGCAAUCAAAACAAAGUUUUAAAAGUUUUUUUAAGGUUUUUGUUUAAAGUACAUCUAAGUGUUUGUUUGAGGACAAUACUAAAUUGUAAAAAUGUUAAUGAUUGCAAUUAUCAAGAAUAAGGGUUGUGGUAUAUUCGUAAGUUUAUUGGUAAUUUAUGUUAUUUAAACAAUCUAAAAUGUCAUUGUCCGUUCAUUAAGGCAAGUUUUGUCUGUUGCACAGUUUUUUAACGUUUCUGCGCUCCCUCCGAUUGCCAGCAUGAUAAAUAUUUUUUACUUGCUAUAACAUAAAUGCCUUGCUUACACAUAAUAUUUGCUUACGUACAGAUUUUGAUUUUCGUUUCACUUGAUUUUGAUGAAUCGCAACAGUUUCUCCCGAGAAGAGGAGGCUUUUUAAGCCCCCAACGUAAAGGCGCGAUAUGUUUUCAUUUUUUUUGAUUAUCAGUUAACAAUUAACACCUAAACGGGCCCAACAAGUAACAAAACAGGUUGUCAUAAAAAAAGAUCAAAUUUCUUUACCGCUUAAGUAUUACUUGUGGGGUCCAUAUAGGGAUUUAAGAACAAUUCUGGACAAACUAAAUAGAGAGAUAGAGGCGCAAAGCGUUCGCUUAUACGAUUUGUGUUUAAACAUAAGUACAAAUAGGGUUACAAUUACAGUAAUUACAGUAGGUACAAUAAUCAUAUCGAAUAUGCGGUAAGUGUUUAAAAUUAAUAAAGCGUAAUUAGAUAGAUUUUACUACGAACAGAAGAAGGUCGAUGCUUCCAGUAUACAAAUAACAAUAAAGUACAAUAUAUGCCUAGGCUCUCCGA